AUGAGUUUGGAAACUUCUUUAAACAACUUAAAUCUAUACGAUGCCAAGAAGUAUUUUCGCAAGGCUCAAAAUAUAGUAUUCAAUUAUACCGAGAUAGAAAGCAAAGUAAGAGAAGCUACCAAUAACGAACCAUGGGGCGCUUCUUCUACGUUGAUGGAACAAAUUUCACGGGGAACUUAUAAUUAUAAAGAAAGAGAGGAGAUUAUUGGCAUGAUUUUUAGAAGAUUUACGGAAAAAAGUGCCAAUGAAUGGAGGCAAAUAUACAAGGCUCUGCAAUUAUUAGAGUAUUUGAUCAAACAUGGUAGCGAAAGAUUUAUUGAUGACUGUCGCGCAAACUUAUCUCUUAUCAGCAUGUUAAAAGAUUUUCAUUACAUUGAUAACCAAGGUAAAGACCAAGGGAUUAAUGUUAGAACCAGAGCUUUAUCCAUUGUUGAAUUCUUGAAAGACGAUAACCAAAUUAGAGAAGAACGCAAAAAGGCCAGGGAAACUGCCCAAAAAUAUAAAGGUGUAAGCAAUAUGAUCGGUACUAAUGGUAAUUCCGCUGCUAUUGGCCCCCAAUUUAAUAAUCGUCCCUACACCGCACCUGGAUUCAUUCGUCCUUCCACUAACAGUAUCAGUGUAAGUGCAGAUUUUGAUGACUUGAAUGAUACUAAUGGCACUAGAGAUUAUAAUCAUUAUAAAUCUACCUCAUAUGAAGAAUAUAAAGAAGAUUUAAAGGAGGAACAAAACAAUACUAAUGAAAAUACAAAACGUAAAUCCAUAGAUUUUACAUAUUCUAAUAACAAUGAUUUACCGGAUUUGUUGGAUACUUCCAUUGUUACUGAACAACACCAUGAUGAAGAGAGAAAAACUACUAGAGAAGAUGAAGAUGAUGAUGAGUUUGCUGACUUUCAGAGUUCUAUUCCUGUUGCCAAGGAACCUGCUCCUGUUAGUACAGCAGAUGCUUUGAAAAGUUUAUACAAUACCACUACCAUUAAUAAUGCUAUAAGUGACGUUAACGCUCGCAAUAACAGCAAUAAUUUUUCGUACUCUACUUUAAAUCCAAAUAACAAUAACACUAAUAAUAGGAACAAUUCGAACCUUGUUUCAAAUGUGGCUUUAAAUAAUAAACCCUCCGAUCCCUUCAGUGCUUUAUUUAACACUGCCAAAACACUUAAUCAGGAUACUUUAAAUCCAACACAACCUGCUAAAAAAGAAGAAAUUACUAAAAAAGAAGAUAAAGAAGAAGAAAAAGAGUAUGAUGAUGAUGAUUUUGGUGAAUUGACUGGCCCGAAUAAUAUUCCAACUGGCCAUACUAACACUGAAGUGAAGGAGCCACAACUUUCAAACACCAACAACAUUGAUUUAUUAGAUCUUUAA
Messenger RNA from Saccharomycodes ludwigii, 1359 nucleotides. It is a transcript of the gene ENT3, whose product is annotated as Ent3p. The transcript has a single exon. NCBI's taxonomy places the organism in Eukaryota, Fungi, Ascomycota, Saccharomycetes, Saccharomycodales, Saccharomycodaceae. The record is from RefSeq and is a predicted model, not a curated record. Gene Ontology annotation, molecular function: phospholipid binding; clathrin binding. Gene Ontology annotation, cellular component: plasma membrane; clathrin vesicle coat; endosome. Bases 1 to 1359 code for a protein of 452 amino acids. Gene Ontology annotation, biological process: endocytosis; Golgi to endosome transport.